Molecule: messenger RNA, 929 nt
Organism: Cucurbita moschata (crookneck pumpkin)
Lineage: Eukaryota; Viridiplantae; Streptophyta; Magnoliopsida; Cucurbitales; Cucurbitaceae
Exons: 5
Coding region: 398-730 (110 amino acids)
Source: RefSeq, a predicted model, not a curated record
UGAAAUGCCAUUAAAACAAGAGACCCAGAAUGCAGGAUUCCCAAAUCCAUUGCAGCCCAGAUCUGUUCUUCAAAUGUUGGGGUCCCAUAUGGGUUUUUGACAGUAACCCUCAACCAUAGAUCUAUCAACACCUGGCUCAGUUUCGGCCCUUGGAUCAAAGGAAACUGCCACUGUGAUUCGCCGUUUAGUGCAGAAGAAUCUGCGCCGAGUCCACUUUCUUUUCUCUCGUUCUUUCGGGUUUAAUCUGUGGCGAAUGCUGAAGAGGGGGGCCUUUUCUUCUUCGGUAAUUUCGCUCGAGAUCAACCCCAUACUUGACGAUUCCUUACAGGGUUCACUGUUUACUCUGUUUUUGGGGAUUAAAAGACCAGUCUUUUAAGGCAAUGUUUGGUCGUUCAUUAUGGAGAAAAUGGAAAUCAGCUAUACAAAUCCUAAUUUGAAUGGAAAUGGAAACCAUUCUUCAGUUGAUUCAAAGGUUGCCAUUAAUGACAAGUCCAACGAGACCACCGCAUUUGUCAACCACGAGAUAGCUUGGCAUGAACAAAGAAGGGAAUGGGUAGGCGACCGUUUUGAAAACGUGCAACGAGCACCACCGAUGGAACCAAUCUUGAGCUGGACGACAACUUAUGAAGAUCUUCUUUUGACUGCAGAGCCCUUUCAGCAGCCUAUUCCAUUAGCUGAAAUGGUAGACUUCUUGGUUGAUAUCUGGCAUGAAGAUGGCCUUUAUGAUUAGGUGUUCUCAUACAAUCUAUCAGAAUUGUAUUCUUUUUCUUAAAGGUUACUAUUCAUUUCUGCCAUUACCAAUGAACGUAAUGAAUGAUCAGAAUAGACUGUUAUCUUGUACUGAAUAGUAACUUAGUGACUUGUAAAUGUUAUAGUGGCUUACUACAUAGACACUGAUAUGGUGUUGGAUACUGCAAAUUUGUAGUUUA